UGCUUACAUCUGACCAGUGAUUGGAGAAGGCUGACGCGGCCCCGACAUAUACGCAUCAUACGUUUGACUAAAGCAUUUAUCGUGACUCCUUAAAUAUUAGUCCAUAUAAGAUUAUACACAGCCAAGACGUACGUGUGAGCCACGGUGUGAAAACAUGAAGCUGUGCGCGUUUGUUUUGCUUCUAGCCUUUUGUUACGUUCACUGUCGUAAAACGUAUGCGCCAAUAGACAAGAAUGCGAACAUUGCCUUCAUUAAUAUGGAAGCUGGAGGUGCGCCGCCUCCUAACAUUAACCGUGCCCCGUCUCCUCAGAAAAACCCUUCACCUGCACCGGUAGUACCAGCGCCACAACCCGCAGCCCCAAGCCCGACAACAGCAAAGCCAGUGACCCCCAGUAUUCAACAAGCUCAUAUACCGACUACACCCGCUCCUGGUCCCCCUCCCAACCAAAUUAAACCCAAGCCCGUCAAUCCCAGCCCUGCUGCCAAACCUAUAACAACUCCUGGUCCAGGAACUGUCAAGCAACUCGUUAACUUCUACGAUAGCCAAGGAAAAGCAAGUCCGAUCCGACCUUACAGUUACAGUCAAGCAGUGAAGCAAGGUUAAUGUUAGAUGAUAAAUGGAUAUGAUAUCUGUGAACUGGAAAUUAAAACAAACUUUGGGUACAAAUAUUUCAUAAUCGUAAUAAACUUUAUAAUAUAA
Colias croceus (clouded yellow) is the source of this 700-nucleotide messenger RNA. Its product is annotated as alpha carbonic anhydrase 8-like. The transcript is spliced from 2 exons. The record is from RefSeq and is a predicted model, not a curated record. Lineage: Eukaryota; Metazoa; Arthropoda; Insecta; Lepidoptera; Pieridae. Bases 155 to 604 code for a protein of 149 amino acids.